AUGGGCAACUUCAUUCGUAAGCGGAGUCUGAUCGACAUCAGGUCAUUCGGCUACUCAUCAGCGUUUACCAAGGAGCAGCUAGAGCACUACCAGGACUGUACGUUUUUCACGAAAAAAGACAUAAUGAGGUACAAGAUUUACAAACGAUUUUGUGCAUUAAAUCCGAAAAUAAUUCCGGGAAGCUGUCCAGAAGGAAAACCAACUGUAGUGAAAGUACCGUAUGAACUAAUGCACAAAAUGCCAGAGCUGAAGGAAAAUCCGCUCAAAGAUCAGAUAUGCCAGGUGUUUUCCGAAGAUGGGCAGGGUAAUUUAAGCUUCGACGACUUCCUGGACAUGUUUUCAGUGCUAAGUGAAAUGGCACCCCUUGAUCUCAAACUUAAUUACGCAUUUCGAAUUUUCGACUUCGACAAAGAUGGCCGAAUCGGGCGAAGUGAUCUAAACCAUCUGGUCCACAGUUUAACGCGCGAAGAACUAGGCGAAGAUGAAGUCGAGUUCAUCAUUGACAGGAUCAUGGAUGAAGCUGACCUUGACAUGAGCCAUUGUCUAACGUUUCCGGAAUUCGAGCAUGUCGUGUCGCGGUCUCCGGACUUUGCGCGAACUUUCCACAUCAGAAUAUGA
Soboliphyme baturini is the source of this 618-nucleotide messenger RNA. The record is from the annotation of a GenBank genome assembly. NCBI's taxonomy places the organism in Eukaryota, Metazoa, Nematoda, Enoplea, Dioctophymatida, Soboliphymatidae.